This is a messenger RNA of Dichotomopilus funicola, 1632 nucleotides long. RefSeq lists its product as uncharacterized. NCBI's taxonomy places the organism in Eukaryota, Fungi, Ascomycota, Sordariomycetes, Sordariales, Chaetomiaceae. The record is from RefSeq and is a predicted model, not a curated record. The transcript is spliced from 2 exons. Gene Ontology annotation, molecular function: FAD binding; monooxygenase activity. The coding region runs from base 1 to 1632 and encodes 543 amino acids.
AUGAGUCAACACAAGAUCCUUGUCAAUGUCGCAGGCGACAAGCACGAAUUUGACCCCGAGCGAUGGACAGCAGCAGCAGCAUCCUCAACAACCUCACCACCGCAACUCCCCCACCGCCACCCCGAAACAGGCAUCACUGUGCUCAUCGUUGGCGCCGGCAUGGGCGGCCUGAUGUCGGCGCUCGAGUGCUGGCGCAAGGGGCACACCGUGACGCGCAUCCUGGAGCGCAGCCAAGGCCCGGUAUACUCCGGAGAUAUCAUCGUCAUGCAGCCCUCAGCCCUAGCCGUCUUCCGCCACUGGCCCGACAUGGCCCGCGAGCUCGAGACCGAGCAGGUGCACGCAGACGUCAGCUAUGAGCGCCAUACGGGCGAGCACAUCUACGGCCCGACGGUCCCCUCGUUCAACGACCCCGAACACCUCGCCGAGCGGGCAAAAAGGGGCUACCCUGCGGUCGCCCCCGCCCAGAUCCGCCGUUUGUUCUUCCGCAUGCUGCUGCGCCAGGUCGCUCGGAUUGGGCUGCGGGUUGACUACGGCUGCACGGUGCGCGACUACUUUGAUGAGGACAAUGAUGAUGAUAACGGCCUAUGGAAGGAAAAGGGGGGGAAAGGGGAUCACAGAGGCCGCGGAGGCGUGGUGCUGGAAUCGGGCGAGGUGUGUAUCGCCGACGUGGUGAUUGCCGCGGACGGACUCAAGUCGCGGUCCGAGAUGCUUGUUGCUGCCGGAGAAGGACAGACUACUACUACUACUCCCCCGCGGUCCAGCGGCAUGUCCAUCUACCGCACCGCCUACCCACGCGAGCUUGCUAUGCAAGACCCCACGGUGCGCGCGCGCUGGGGCGAUGCGCGGCCGCGCUGGGAAUACUGGCUCGGCCCGGGCAUGUACAUGGGCAUCUUCCUGUCGGACGACACCGUGUCGUGGGGGUUUACGCCGCGGGAUAAGACGGCGGCAGACUCCGCAUCCGAAACGCCCGAGCCUACCGAGUCCUGGGAGCCCGACGCCGACCCGGAAGCCGUCGCCCAGGCACUCCUCCGCGGCGCGCCGGACUGGGACCCGGCCGUGGCCGCGCUGGUGCGCACAGCCCCGCGCGGUGCCGUCGUUCACUGGCCGCUGCUCUGGCGCGACUUGCGACGCACCUGGACAUCAUCGGGGAGCCGCGUCGUGCAGGUGGGUGACAGCGCGCACAGUUUCAUCCCGACGUCCGGAAACGGCGCGACCCAGGCGCUCGAGGACGCCGUCACGCUCGCGACAUGUCUGCAGCUAGCGGGCAGCGCGCAGCGGGUGGGCUUGGCGGCGCAGGUGUACAAUCUGCUGCGGUACGAGAGGGUGAGCUGUGCGCAAAAGAUGUCGUUUGUCAACUCCCAGCUCAAGACGGCUACGGACUGGGAUGCGGUGCGGGCCGAUCCGGCGCGGAUCCGGACGAGGUUUCCCAGCUGGAUCUUUAAACACGAUCCGGAGGCGUAUGCGUAUGAAAAAUAUGGCCAGGCGUUUGCACACCUCGUGGCUGGGGCUGAGUUUGCCAACACUAAUUUCCCGCCCGGGCACAAGUUUGUGCCGUGGACCAUUGACGAGGUGUGGCGCGAUAUGGAGGCUGGGAAGAAGGUGGAGGAUUUACUAGAUGGGGACUGGUCGUGA